GCCUGCUGGCAUUCAAGUCUGCAGCAGACGAAGGACAGAAACAAGGCCAAGACUCUCAUGUGCUGCUCUUGGAGAUGUUUUCCAAACUUCUGGAACUCUUGACCGUCCGCCACCGGCUGAUAGAAAUGAGCCUGGAGAAUGCACACUUAGCUCGGCUCUAUAAAGAAUUGGCCUGGGAGAUGGGUUUUGAAGAGUUCCAUUUGUAUCUGAGGCCUGUUCACUUUGAAUUUGCAUCACACAGGGACAGGGCAGACCAGCCACCUCCUGUCUUGAUAACCUCUCUGCUGGAGGACGGUGGUCGGGUAGACAGAUAUUCUCCUACUGCUCUUGUCUUAGCCAUCUCUGAGGUGGAUGAUAACCAAAUUGGCAAAUUUAGUUUUUACACAAAGGAAGCCAUUCUUAAGCUCUUGUUGCAUUCUGGAGUGGAAAAUAUGCAGGUGACUCUUGCAUGCCAAGCUGCUCAGAAAAAUGCUUUGAUGGUGGCUGUCCAGAAGGUGUACUUCUAUCACACCCCUCAAGGGAGCUGUCCUGCUAAUAUCAAGGAAAUAAGUUCAGAUCUGAGAAAUCAUGGUGGAAUGGGCCCAACCAGAAGAAGAUAUUCCAGAAUUGUGAAUGGCAUAGACAGCUCGCUGAUAGCCCCAACUCCAAAAGUCCCAGAUACCCUUACUCAUUCUCCAGAAAGAUUUCAGGCUACCAAAAGGGCUCCAGAGGCCUUUGUGUCUAUUCACCUGGAAAAGGUGGGGCUGCGGGACAUGAUGCUGAACACCUUCCUCCUGAGGAAACAAACCAUGGCCGACAGAAUGAAGAGCGCUGAUGAAAUUGGAAAAGUCAAGAGAGAUGUUAUAGUUGAAUAUUGUCAGAAAUUUAACCACCGCAUGCCUCACUAUGCCCUUUGGGGUCAGAUCAUGGCAUACUGCAAUAGCCUGAGAGAUCUUCUGGAAGAUUUUCCUACCAUCAGGGACACCUUUUUCAUGGUAGGGCAACCACAAGAGAAGAAGGGGUUGAGGGACUCCAAGGAGGGCCUCAAGGCUGACCCCAGAAGAUUUCAGCCCCGGCCACGAUGUUUGCUGUCAGCGGAUGGAAAAGUCUUCCUCAAUUUAUGGUUCAUACCCCAUUCUUCUGAAGUGCUGGUUAUAUUCAAAACUCUGCCAGAAAAGGCAGCUUUUAAAGCCUUAAAGCGAACUCUACAGCUGAUAGCUCCUCUGCAUGAUAUCGUGGCCUACCUUGUCAGUUUUGCUAAGCUUGGCAAUUGUCCAGCAUGUUUUGAAUUUCCUGUAAGUCCCAACCCUUCGAGAGGUGACUGGGGAGGAACUGAGGGCAUUGGGUCUGAGCUUCAAGAGCUGCAGAACAUGAUUGACAGCCUCCGGAGUCCCCAAGACCCUACCCGUGUGGCCCAGGCACUCCUCCUCCAGAGGGAGGUUAUGUUUUUGCAUUUUGACACUGCAGUAAGGCAUCUCAUCCGAAGAACAUUUUUGGCAGCUGGAAAUGUUCCUGCCUACCAGUCUGUCACAGACGGCAUGUGCCAUGGGCUACCAGCACUGAGCAACUCUCUCAGGAAGAGCAUUUUUGCCUCGCAGCUCAGCCUGCCCCAGCCACUGGAUCCACGGAGCCUCCAGGCAUUUGAGCUGUUUCCUUGGAGAGCAUUUCUGGAAGAUGGAGGACCAUUCCCAGUUAUGAGUAGCAGCCCAGAUACCCUAGAAUAUAAUAUGCAUGUAGGAUAGGUCUUCUCCAUUGUUGCAGAGAGAACUGAGUGCCGACUGCAAAGAUGGUUGCCAUUGGGUUCACAGGUCAGAUCCUCCUACUCUCACCCACAAUGAAUAAUGUGUGAGAUAAGCAGGGUGUUUGAUUUUGAGGCUGUAAACCCGGGGCCACGAGGUGAGUCACAUUUUCUUAUGAUAGAAGGGAAGCAUGCUCUCAACUGGCAUGGACCUGGGUUGUAGACUCAGCUGCAGUUUUCGUAACAGUAGUAAUCUGGGAGAAUGGCCAGUCAUCUCCAGUCAUGGGCUGGGCCUCUUAGAGACACUUCCAGGCUGGCGGCUCAGAGAUGUGUCCUGUCCAUAAACAGUGGUGGGAAGGGAA
Messenger RNA from Pongo pygmaeus (Bornean orangutan), 2079 nucleotides. RefSeq lists its product as uncharacterized. The coding region runs from base 75 to 1721 and encodes 548 amino acids. NCBI's taxonomy places the organism in Eukaryota, Metazoa, Chordata, Mammalia, Primates, Hominidae. The transcript is spliced from 13 exons. The record is from RefSeq and is a predicted model, not a curated record.